This is a messenger RNA of Capronia epimyces CBS 606.96, 1467 nucleotides long. RefSeq names its product nicotinate phosphoribosyltransferase. Gene Ontology annotation, molecular function: nicotinamide phosphoribosyltransferase activity. The record is from RefSeq and is a predicted model, not a curated record. The transcript has 2 exons. The coding region runs from base 1 to 1467 and encodes 488 amino acids. NCBI's taxonomy places the organism in Eukaryota, Fungi, Ascomycota, Eurotiomycetes, Chaetothyriales, Herpotrichiellaceae. Gene Ontology annotation, biological process: NAD+ biosynthetic process.
AUGGCGCCGCGGCAGCUCUCCAACUUUGACAACAUCAUCCUGAACACGGACACGUACAAGCACUCUCACUGGAACUUGUACCCGCCUGGGACCAGACAUGUGUCGAGCUACAUCGAGUCACGCGGCGGCAUAUACCCCGCGCACAUGUUCGUGGGGCUUCAGGCGUUCAUCAAAAAACACCUGCUGCGUCCGGUGACGAUCGACGACAUCGACGAGGCCGAGAUUGUCACCCGUCAGCACCAGAUCCCUUUCAACCGAGCGGGCUGGCUCGGAAUCGUCAACGACCACGACGGAUACCUGCCCAUCGAGAUCGAAGCCGUCCCAGAGGGCACCGUCCUGCCCAUCAAGAACGUGCUUGUGCAGAUCGUCAACACCGACCCCAAGUACCCUUGGGUCACGAGUUUCAUCGAGACGGCGCUCCUGCGAGCGGUCUGGUACCCGACGUCGGUGGGGUCGACCAGCUGGCUCGCGAAACAGCUGAUCCGCGAAGCCCUCGAAAAGACCUCGGAUCAUCCCGAGAUCCUUCGAGACGUGCUGCAAGACUACGGCGCUCGCGGUGUGAGCUCGCAGGAGUCCGCUUCUCUGGGCGGACUGGCUCACCUUGUCAAUUUCCGCCAGACCAACACCAUCUCCGGAUCGCUGGCGGCGACUCUCUACUACAACGCCCUCAAUCCCGCCAUUUCACAGCCCAACUCGGAACACUCCACCGUGACUGCGUGGGGCAAAGACCACGAGGUCGACGCCCAUGCAAACUUGAUCAAGCAGUACAAGGGAUGGCCAUUCGUCGUGGCCGUGUCCGACUCGUACGACUUGGAGGCCGCAGUCAGGGACAUCUUCGGCACCAAACUCAAAGACGAUGUCAUCAAGAGUGGAAGCACCAUCCUGGUCCGACCCGACUCGGGCGACCCAGCCACAGUGAUCGCCGAGACGCUGGAAGGGCUGAUCGCCAAAUUCGGGUCGACCACCAACUCCAAGGGCUACCGCGUGCUUCCGGACUAUAUCCGCGCGGCGCAAGGCGACGGCCUGACCAUCGAAACCCUCAAGCAGAUCUACGCCGAGCUCGACCGCCGCCGCAUCGCCGCCGACAACAUCUAUCUGGGCAUGGGCGGCGGCCUGCUGCAGUACAUCAACCGUGACACCCUCGCCUUUACGCAGAAGGCCAACGCCAUCAACGUCGACGGCGAGUGGAGGGACAUCUACAAGCAACCCAAGUCCGACUCCGCGAAGACCUCCAAGCGCGGACGUCUGGCACUGGUCCUCCGCGACGGCGAAUACCGCACCAUCCGCCGCGAAGAGGCCGCCGAGACGGAGCUGAACCUGCUCCGCCCCGUCUUCCGCAACGGCAAGCUGCUAGUCAACCACAACUUCGAGGACAUCGUCGAGAGAAGUGAGCGUCCUGUUCCUCGCUGGUAUUACGAACCGGUCUGGGCCUCCAAGGAAAACGGCUCGCUUGCAGUGAAGAACUAG